Messenger RNA from Thrips palmi, 3416 nucleotides. It is a transcript of the gene Rchy1, whose product is annotated as RING finger and CHY zinc finger domain-containing protein 1. The transcript is spliced from 7 exons. The record is from RefSeq and is a predicted model, not a curated record. Gene Ontology annotation, molecular function: zinc ion binding; ubiquitin protein ligase activity. Gene Ontology annotation, biological process: protein ubiquitination; ubiquitin-dependent protein catabolic process. Gene Ontology annotation, cellular component: nucleus. The coding region runs from base 404 to 1462 and encodes 352 amino acids. Lineage: Eukaryota; Metazoa; Arthropoda; Insecta; Thysanoptera; Thripidae.
GCCUGGUGAAAAGUGACAAUGGAGUUCCUUUCAUUUAUCUCUGCUCGCAGUUUCGGAUUCCUGAGAAUAUUGUCGCUUUCGACAUCUUUCUAAGACACGAGUGCGGGCAGAAGCUGCUGAAACAUCUUUCCUAGCGCCCUGCAAAUCCCUAAAAAUGGCAAGAGUGACGUGGGAAAAGCCGCCCGUCGGCAGUGUACAUCGGUCAGUUAGACGUCACGCCGUGCUCACGUGACGCGACGUGAACGCACUCAGUGGCAGUGGCUUUGCCCAGCUGCUUUGCCAGGCUGCUGCUGCUGCCGCCCCAGCCUUUCGUGACCAGCAGACCAGCAGACGUUCCAUCACAUAUUUAAGCUGCAACCAUUUUCCCGUGGAUUCAUUUGGUUUUUCCUCGACGAAGCGGGAAAUGGAGGAAGGCAGCACAGUUUCCACGUCCACAGCCCCAGCAGAGGGGGGUGCACACGUCGGGUGUUGUCACUACCAACGGAGAUCAAAGUUUGUCACUCCUUGCUGUAACAAGGUUUAUACAUGCCGUUUCUGCCAUGACGAAAAUGAAAGUCAUCCUGUCAAUAGAAAAGAUGUUACCGAACUGGUCUGCACAAGUUGUAAUACAAGGCAGAAGGUCCAGGCCCGUUGUGAGAAGUGCAAUCUUUCCUUUGGCAAGUACACCUGCUUAGAAUGCAAACUCUUUGACGAUGAAGACAAAAAGCAGUACCAUUGUGAUGGCUGUGGAAUUUGCCGCAUUGGAGGCAGAGACAAGUUUUUCCACUGUGAGAAAUGCAACAUGUGUCUUCCUAUCAAGCUUCUUAACAAACACAAGUGUGUUGAGAAUGUGUCUCGUGGCAACUGCCCUGUUUGCCUUGAAGAUAUACAUACCUCUCGUAUGCCCUGCCAUAUACCCGACUGUGGGCAUCUAUUGCAUCGCAAUUGUUUUGAAGAACUUCUCACCUUUGGGCACUAUGCUUGUCCAAUCUGCCAAACAUCUUUGCUUGAUAUGAGCAAGCUGUGGAAAUAUUUUGAUGAAGAGAUUAAAAACACACCCAUGCCGGAGGAGUUUUUGAAUUUUAAAGCUGAGAUACUGUGCAAAGACUGCCACAAGGAGUCCACAGUCACAUUCCAUGUGGUUGCCUUAAAAUGUGCCAAUUGUGGUUCAUACAACACAUGUCGGAUAAAAGGUUCUCCGUUUUCUAUGGACGCCGCCCGAGGCAACUCGAGCCGUGACGACCAGCUCCCUGGACCAUCAACCUCAGCAUCGCUGUCCUUGCCUCGCGCAUUAACGCUGGCAUCCGCUGCGUCUGCAUCUGCAUCUUCAUCUGCAUCUACAUCUGCUUCUUCUUCAUCUGUGCCAGAUGCAGCAGCUUCAUCAGCCACUGCAUCAUCCACUCCAGUGUCUCUAUCACCUUCUCUGGAGAAUUCUGCUCCCAAGAACCCACCACCAUCAUCAUCAACAGCAUCAUCAGAGUGACAUUUUAGUAUCUUCAGUGAUUUUUAGACCUCAAGUUUGCUUGUGUUCUUUAGCUAUGUCUAUAUAACUCAGCUUUACCAAGUACAUGACCAUUAGAAUGCAAUUUUAUUGAAGUGCACAAUCAGUGUAAAUUGUGCUCAGAAUAACAUGUCGAGGUUUUCCUUUGAGUCCUUUUAUGCUAAUUUAUCUUUAGUUGUUACAAAGCUGUUGUGUUUGUGAUUUUUGUUAGUUAAACUUUCACUUUACAAAUGGGGGUAUUGAAAAGCUAUGUAAUAAAAUGUAUAUUGAAGAACGACAUGCAGUAAUGCAAAUAAGUUCUCAGUUACCAUCGCUCAAUAGGACGAUUAAGAGCCAGCAUAUACUGUGUACAUAGAGUACAUACAUGAUCUGACUUGUUGCAACUCUCCUCGCAAUUCAUUUUCCUAGAGUAAGUUAAUUCAUGUGUCUUGGUCUGUUCCUCUUCAAAAUCUAUCAUUAUUGCUGGCAGUUGUGAGGAUUUUGAGGGGAUUUCAUUGAACAUGUUAAAACAUGUGGCACUGGGAAAUGACUAAACCUGUUUUCUAAAUUAACUUAAGAAUGGAAAUUGUUAUUGUUUAUUGUGUGUUGUGAAAACAAUUACUUGAGACUGUACAAACUGUUUAUGGUGUAUGGAACUGAAUGAUUAAUGUUCCAGAAACAAACAAUUUCACCAAUCCUUCAUUGGCAUUAUAAUUUUAAUCAUCAAUCCUGGUGAAGAAUGAGUAAGGUGUUGGGUAGUUAAGGAUAUGUUUGCUUCACAAAUGUCUCAUGUCUGAAGACAGACAGGGUAUUGUUUUACAUUUUUUACUCUGGCAUUUUAUAACUCUGUUGAUAAGUCCUGAACACUAUUUUGAUGUUAUUUUGUUGGGUUUUCUUAAGUAUUGUCGCAUUUGUAAGUAAAUUACUAAUUGACCGGGUUUGAACUGUGUGAUUACUGGUUUUUACAAGUAUUGUUUGUACUUGGCAUUCCCCUGUGAAGUUUAUUCAUUCCUUCAUAUACUAAAAUUGAUAAUGACACAUCACAGUCUGCUGUAUGUUUCUUGUAAGUGCCUAACUUGUCUGAUUAGGUUAUAACGACCCACUCUGCUGGUACGUUCUGUGACAAGCUAUAUUGAGCAAUAAUGACAUGUUUUUAAAAUCAUUUGCUACUCUAUGUUUCGUUCCAUUGUUUGCACAAAUGUUGUAUGCGUGGCAUUUUGUUUCCUUCAUCUUGAAUGUUUUCAACCCUCGAAACUAAGGAAUAUUGAAAAGCUUAAUCAAAUUGAAUGUAACUUGUUCAGUAGGAUUAAACAUUCCAGUUGACAUUAAGGAUAAAGUAGAAUUGUUCUGUUGAUUUGCUUUUGUCCUCCACUUGUUGUUGAUAGUAGAUUAUAUUUUAAGUCAAUAAGCUUUAGAAAUUCUAUCAUGAUCUAUAACAUUGUUUUCUUGAUAAUUUGUGCAAGUGCAAAGAUGUACUUUAUAGAAUAUGCUUUUAGCGUGAAGUUGUUAUCUUUUUAGUAGAUUUAGUUUGUUAUUUUUCUGUUUUAUAGCAGAGUUUCUUGCAGGGAAUUAUGUUCAUUUUGUAAUGUUAUUUAAAUGUGAAUGAAGUGAUAAACAAAAUGGAAGAUAGCUUUCUUUUGUGUAUGUGUUAAAUAGUGAUUCAUAGCAAGGUAACAAAAAAAAAAUGUUUUCUUUAACUUUUGCUGUAACUCACAGAACAGAAAAUAUGGGAAUAGUGCAAUCUAGACUUAGUCUGGCGCCUUUGACUAGACCAAAACAACAAGCUCCUGCAUCAUAAAAAUACGGAGGAGUGUAACUUUUUUACAUGUUUGUACCAAGUACAGAUUUGUAAUAGAGAAGAUACGACAGCCUCUCCAAUGAGUUUCUGAAAUUUAUAAAUGAAUUGUAAUACUUUAAGUUACCUAUUAACUUAGUAAUAAAUAUAUUUGCUUAAUAA